CUGCAACCUGGUACCUUGGGCGCUUGCCUAAUUUUCCUAAGAAAUAAUACGGUUCUGUAUUACAUAAAUAUCUUGAAUUUUAUUAAUUGUAAAACUAACUAAUCUACUUAAUUUUACAGUCAUGGUCAUAAGAUUUAUCUACAAAGACUACGAUUACCUCUGAUGGCGAACAGAUUUAAGAAAAAAAAAUUAAAUCCAAAUAAUAACAACUAUGCUUAUGUCUACGUGGACUUAGAAAAGCUUGAGAGGGUUUUAAACAGUUAUAGAAGGCAACGUGAAGCGUCAAAUGAGAACAGUAUUCUUGCCCUGAAGGAUAUUCCAUAUGAUGAUCCUGCCAUCAGCUCUGAUGAUGAUGACCGGACCCCUACGAAAAAUAGCACGAAACCGGGAUCUAAACAAAACUGGUUCUCAAACUCUGUGAACACAUACGACCAUAUAAAGGUGAACCCAGACGCUCCAGAUUUUAAAGAUUUCAUGCCUCAACAAGUUGAAAACGGCAGCCAAUGGUGGUUUUAUAACCAAGCUGAUCACACUAUACUGAAAGACGAAAGGAAACAUCUAUCACCAUGAAUAAAGAAUUUUAUUUUUAUA
Messenger RNA from Spodoptera frugiperda (fall armyworm), 591 nucleotides. RefSeq lists its product as uncharacterized. NCBI's taxonomy places the organism in Eukaryota, Metazoa, Arthropoda, Insecta, Lepidoptera, Noctuidae. The transcript is spliced from 6 exons. Bases 163 to 570 code for a protein of 135 amino acids. The record is from RefSeq and is a predicted model, not a curated record.